Messenger RNA from Stomoxys calcitrans (stable fly), 1816 nucleotides. RefSeq names its product probable cytochrome P450 313a4. The transcript has 8 exons. Gene Ontology annotation, molecular function: heme binding; monooxygenase activity; oxidoreductase activity, acting on paired donors, with incorporation or reduction of molecular oxygen. The coding region runs from base 181 to 1659 and encodes 492 amino acids. The record is from RefSeq and is a predicted model, not a curated record. Lineage: Eukaryota; Metazoa; Arthropoda; Insecta; Diptera; Muscidae.
UAAGUGCAUUUGGGUUUACAUGGUGGUGUGUUUACAGCCACGUAAAUCCCGAAAGUAAUAUUAGAUUUUCUUUUUACUGACAAAUUACGCCUUAGAUAUAAAGCGUGCUCGUUUCCUUGAGAAAAGUUUUAUUAAUUGUGCGGAAUUGUGCGUUACGGUUGUGCAUUGUUUGUCGGCAUAAUGUCUGUGGCAUUUUGGCUUAUUUUUGCGUUUCUUAUAGCAUUCAGUAUUCAGUGGUUGUGGUCGCGGAGAAGGUUUUACGCAAUGAUUUUUAAAAUUCCGGGUCCUGUUGGGUUACCCAUCUUGGGUGCUGCACUAAAGUUAAUGCCUAAAGAAGCUAUUUUAAAAACAAUUCAUGAACAUAGCGAGAGACAUGGAUCCCUAAUGUUCUCCUGGUUAGGAACAUAUCCUUUCCUGGUGGUAACUGAACCAGAUAUAGUUCGUGAUAUACUGACAUCACCCGAUUGCGUAAAUAAAAGCCUGGUAUACGAAGCGAUUAAUAAUUGUACCGGAAAAGGUCUUUUUGGAUUAGAAGACCCGCAGUGGAGUAUUCAUAGAAAGCAUUUAAAUGCCACAUUUAGUCAAAAGGUGUUACUUAGUUUUCUUCCUAUAUUUAACGAAGAGGCCAACGAAUUGUUGCGAACUUUUGAUGACAAAUACGAGUGCGCAGAAAUAAUAACCGUACUUCAGAGCUUCGCAUUGAAAACAGCAAUAAGAACCACUAUGGGAUAUAACUGUGGCGGCCGAAGUAUAGAUGGCGAUUCAAAUCACAAAUUGUUGACUAACUACCAAUGUUUAGUAGAAAACAUGACGGAGAUGGCAUUUUCCCCAUGGCUGGCCAAAGAUUUUCUCAGAAAAUUGCUUCGUAUCUACGAACCGUACCAAAAGGCCAAGGCAGAUAUUCAAAAAUUCCUAAGAGAGCUUAUUAACAAAAAAUAUGUCAGCGAUGAGAGUGAUUUUCAACCACAUGGACCUAAGGUUUUCGUAGACCAUGCGAUUCAGUUGAUGAGAAAGAAUAUCUUUUCACGGCAGAAUGUGGAGGACGAGGUCAAUGUUAUUGUUAUUGGUGCGUUUGAGACUACCGCAAACACGAUAGGGUUUGCUCUUAUCCUGCUAGCGAUGUUUCCCGAAUACCAACAAAAAGUUUUUGAAGAACUUUUAGCAAUUUUUCCCAAGAGAGGUGAUUUUGAAGUGACCUACGAAAACGUGCGGGAUAUGAUCUACAUGGACAUGGUACUGAAUGAGUCAAUGCGCAUCUUCACACCAGUGCCAUUAGUUGCCAGACAAAAUUCCAAAGACCUGAAACUGUCAAAUGGAAUAACCCUGCCAGCCGGUAUACAAAUAUGUAUAAAUAUUUUUACUAUGCAUCGCCGAAAAGAUAUUUGGGGUUCUCGGGCCAACAUCUUUAAUCCAGAUAACUUCCUACCCUCGAAUAUGGAGUUAAAACAUCCCUACGCGUUUAUUCCUUUCACUAAGGGUUUGCGGAAUUGCAUAGGAUGGCGAUAUGGUUUAAUAUUAGCGAAGGUGGUGUUAGCGAAAAUGUUAAGGAAUUACAUAUUUACAACCGAUUUUAAAUACAAAGAUCUAGAGUUCAUUGAAGCUGUUGUUCUGAAGUUAGAGCAAGUUCCUGUUCUAAAAAUACGCAAGCGAGAAUAUUAAUGAAACCAAGCAUUUUUAUAAUUGUAUAGUUAUAAGUAAGUCAAAUAGUGCGAAGUGGACCGAAUCGUAUUUACCUUUCAUUUGUUAGGUGGAAAAGUUGUACGAACUUUUUCUAUAUAAGCAAAAAUAAACAAUAAAUAAUUGGAUGAAUAUCAAG